Molecule: messenger RNA, 504 nt
Organism: Aspergillus pseudonomiae
Lineage: Eukaryota; Fungi; Ascomycota; Eurotiomycetes; Eurotiales; Aspergillaceae
Exons: 2
Coding region: 1-504 (167 amino acids)
Source: RefSeq, a predicted model, not a curated record
AUGCAGGUCGCCACGAAAUGCAAUGCGGCUGGCAUGCACAUCUUCCAGUACCGCACUAUCGCGGAACUGAUGCAUCAUCUUGGGAUUGCCGGGCGGGCGGGCAAUGCUACUACCACUCAAUUACCUCUGGACCCAGUUCAAGAAAAAGUCUCUCGCGGGCACGGAUGUGGAACUUUCUUGAUGCGCUCUGUUUAUGUGAAGGACCAGCGCCGACGCAUCCCGGUCAACGGGUGGGCGUACUUCACCUUGCGCUACCUCACCGACGAAGGGAACUUGAUGUAUGACCUUCGGAAUCCGGUCGUAGAGAUUCUGUUCAGCCAGCGAUUGGAUUUGGGUGAGGUGGAGUAUGGUAUUGAUGUGAGGACGGUAAAUCAUGUUGCCAGGGAAGUGUGGGUUUAUUCCGAUCUUGAUGAAAAGAGGCCGGGAACGUUGCGGUUGAAGGGUUACGGGGCCGGGUUCGAUGCAGGACGAGUAUGGAACGGGGGAGUUGGAACAUUUGGUUAA